AAACUUCUCUCUCUCUCGAAUCUCACCGUCUGACGGCGUCAAUUUCAGCCGCAACCCCUCGCCUUCUCCAACUGUGAGACCAAUAGCCUGCUUUUCACUGCAGCAGCAACAAUCUCAGCUGAUUGAGCGAAGAAAAGUAACGGUCCGAUGGAGAUAUUGGAACGGCAAUGGCUGCCUCAUCUGGAUUUACUGAUAUGUCUGCACUUAGGGGAAAAGAUUAUGGGAAGACCAAAAUAAGGUAUCCGGGCUACACUGAAACAGAAUCAGGUCUUCAGAACAAGGAUUUGCGGGUGGGGGAUGGCAGUACACCCAGGAUGGGAGAUACAGUUGUGGUUGAUUGGGAUGGCUACACUAUAGGAUAUUAUGGCCGCAUAUUUGAAGCUCGAAACAAGAGCAAAGGCGGUUCCUUUGUGGGAGAUGACAAAAACUUAUUCAAAUUUAGACUUGGAUCCCAAGAGGUGAUUCCAGCAUUCGAGGAAGCAGUUUCAGGAAUGGCUCUUUGUGGUGUUAGAAGGAUCAUAGUUCCACCAGAACUGGGAUAUCCCGACAAUGACUACAACAAAAGUGCCCCCAAACCAACGACCUUCUCGGAUCAACGAGCAUUAGAUUUUGUGCUAAGGAAUCAAGGGCUCAUAAAUAAAACUCUACUGUUUGAUACUCUAGUGUUUUUCCGUUAGUAAUUGGGAGUUGAAGUCAUCCAUGGCUGAAAAUAUUGGAAAACAUUGAGCAAAGAAUGUAAAGUAUCUCUUUGAAGUAAGCAGUGAGGCCAUGUUUCAUCCACCAAAUUCUAGCAAUUUUUGAAAUAUGGAGCAACUCUUGACAAUUUUUCUUUUUACUUUAUAUAUUAACUAAAAUUUAAUGGUGUGAAGAAAGAUGUGAUUGUCCAUUAUGUCCAAAUUUUGUUAU
Messenger RNA from Hibiscus syriacus, 906 nucleotides. RefSeq names its product peptidyl-prolyl cis-trans isomerase FKBP19, chloroplastic-like. Gene Ontology annotation, molecular function: peptidyl-prolyl cis-trans isomerase activity. Gene Ontology annotation, cellular component: thylakoid; chloroplast. The record is from RefSeq and is a predicted model, not a curated record. The coding region runs from base 168 to 677 and encodes 169 amino acids. The transcript is spliced from 9 exons. Lineage: Eukaryota; Viridiplantae; Streptophyta; Magnoliopsida; Malvales; Malvaceae.